UCAUCCCAUAAAUUCAUAUUCUAAAAAUACCCUUCCCCUGUUUUUUUUCCUUGUUCUACAAUGAAUAAUAAUACCAUCAAGAUCUCAGCUUCCCAUUUUCAUGGCCAGGACACCAAUAACCCACACUCACACUCCAGGCCAUCCAUAACAUUAUUUCUCAACAAUGCCUCACCCUUCCCGGAAACACCCUCUUCGUCGCUUCAGCCUCAGGCGCCGCACCGCUCUCAAGCGUCGUGCUUGGCACUUUUUCGACUCAAUUCUAACCUGUUAUAACUCCAAGAAGCCUAAGACGUAUCGGCCUGACGAUGAUGGCGCUACGUCUGUCGUUGGUGCCGACUUUGCCGCCGAGACUCUAACACCAUCCUUGUGCCACAACCAAGAUUUGGUGUCCUUGAAGAUCAGCCUACUGGGUGAUAGCCAGAUUGGGAAGACAAGUUUUUUGGUAAAAUAUGUUGGGAAUGAAAUGGAUGAGGGGAAGAGUGAGCAGACAGGAUUGACCUUGAUGGACAAAACAUUAAUGGUUAGAGGGGCAAGAAUUUCUUAUAGCAUUUGGGAAGUGGAAGGUGAUGAUAAAUCCCAAGAUUUUAUUCCAACAGCUUGCAAGGACUCUGUAGCAAUUCUUUUUAUGUUUGAUCUAACAAGUAGGCGUACUUUAAACAACAUUAUAAGGUGGUAUAGACAAGCACGUAGGUGGAAUCAGACAGCAAUUCCUGUCUUGAUAGGAACGAAGUUUGAUGAUUUCAUCCAACUCCCCAUUGAUAUGCAAUGGGCAAUUGCAAGUGAGGCAAGAGCCUACGCCAAGGCACUGAAUGCUACAUUGUUCUUCUCCAGUGCAACUUACAAUAUCAAUGUCAAUAAGAUCUUCAAAUUCAUCACAGCAAAACUCUUCGACCUGCCGUGGACGAUCGAGCGCAACUUGACGAUUGGAGAGCCUAUAAUCGAUUUCUAGAGUCGGUUUCUUCCACCCUACAUCGCCAAUCUGGUUCUCAAGAAACUCAUGAAACCAUCCAGCAUAGAGAUAAAUCUGACUGUCUACAUUGUUCGACAACUAUAUCCGAUGUAGCGGAGAAAGGCAGAGGCCUGUCGAGCCCCGUCUCCGUAGCAAUUGGAUAAUGUGUAAAUGAAAAACACAUACUUAGAUUUACAGUGUCAUGGGAACUUAGAUUAGGCAUGUCAUUGCAAAUGCAGCUUUGAAUCCCUUCAGAAAGAUUAGUUUUAACUCCAUGUAUAAUCUUGUGAUCAACACCCAACAUCUUCUCUUAGAUGAGAAAAUUUAAGUGUCUCUCAAAUUAGACAGCAGCUAGAUGUCCUUCUUGCUUGAUGUGAUCAAAUAAAGUUUUGUCCUUUAGCUUAAGAAAUCUAGUUAUGGUCAACCAAAAAAAUGUCUUCCUCCCUAAUAGACCACCCUGCUAAGCGACCGGUUUGAAGAAAGGAGAAAUUAUUUGAUAAGGUCAUUAUAAUGUGGCUGAUAGUUUUUCACUAUUGGAUGUAUGAAACAGAAAUACAUCGCAUAUAUUUAGUAGCUAUUCGGAGCCAUGUCGAUUUUUGAAUCCACAUCCAACAGUUAUUAUAAAGUGAUCACAUUGUGGUGACCUCUUUAAA
This is a messenger RNA of Benincasa hispida (wax gourd), 1602 nucleotides long. RefSeq names its product Ras-related small GTP-binding family protein (gene SGP2). NCBI's taxonomy places the organism in Eukaryota, Viridiplantae, Streptophyta, Magnoliopsida, Cucurbitales, Cucurbitaceae. Gene Ontology annotation, molecular function: GTPase activity; GTP binding. The record is from RefSeq and is a predicted model, not a curated record.